AUGUACGCCGGCAACUAUGGAUUUCCCAAUAACGCUGCUGCCGCUGCCGCUGGAUCACCGUACAAUGGCGCCCCACCCCCGGGUUCCCAGAACACACCUUUGCAGCCUGGCUCUGCUCCUAACCACAUGAUGUAUAAUUCUCAACAGUUCCCCAUGGGCGUGCCACCCGGCGCUGGCUUUCCCGGUAAUCCCAAUGCGAUGCCGGGUGCCGGUCCUGCAGGAAUGAUGCAGAGUACCGGUAUGCCGCACAUGGCUGCUGCCAAUGGCCAGAUGCCCAAUUAUCAAACACCGUAUUCGACCUCCCCCUAUGGCGGCGGCGUCCCUAGCUCUGUCGCACCCCAGAUGAAUGUGCCCCCGAACUAUGCGAUGGGAGGUGGCAUGCCUAUGGCCGGUCUUCACAUGCAACCAGGCAUGAAUGCGCAGCAACAGCAGCAGCAGAUGAUGCAACAGCGCAUGCAGAGCGCUCAGUCAAACGCCGGCAGCAUGUCGACUCCCACACCGCAACGAAACUUCCAGAGUCAAUCUUCUCAACGCACGCCGACUCCGAACAGCGCGCAGCCUUCCCAGCAGUCUCAGUUCGCGCCACCUCAAAAUGCUCAAGGCCCCCAGCAGAGCCAGACGCCAAAUAAUGCGCAACCGCAUCCGCAACCACAACCGCAGCCGUCCCUAUCCAAUAACAUCCAAACACCACAAACGCCGACAUUCCCUUCCUCGAUCCAGGGCAGUGCUCUCAAUGGCACGUCCUCUGGUUCUGCACCGUUGAGCCCUGUUGGGGAUUCAAGAGAUAAGGAAAGGGUUGGCGUGAUCCUCGAGAUCAACAAUGAGUUGCUCCUGGAAGCCAUGCAAAUUCAAAACACGCAGCAGAUUUUGAAAAAGGAACGCUCGGUGUCCAACGGCACUGACGGCACCGCAAACGAGGCUGAAAAGCUAUCAGAAGAGGAGGAAAUACUGGCACAGGAUUAUCUUCAGUGUAUGCGCAGGCUUCAGUCAAAUCUAGCUUAUCUGGCAGCAUUGGCUGAUAAGAAGGGCGGUGCAGCGGCGCCGAAUCCCGCAUAUUUGAGAGCACCUACUCUGAAUACGAGCGUCAAGUUAAGGCAGAUGCCAGGUGCGGAUGAAAAUGAGGUCAAAGCGGAGGCGCCAACGCGGGAGGAAACAGCUAAAUAUAUGGCAGAGCUGUACAGCAAGCUGCAGGGUCUCUAUCCUGGCGUUGACCCGUCCAAAGAGCCGGUAUUUCCAGCAACGGCAGGGCGGCCGGGCGCAGCGAAGCCAGGAACCCAGACACCUGGCCAAUCAAGCCCCGUGCCCGGCAAGCAGAAGACGCCGAAGCUGGCAAGUUCGGCGCCGCAGCAGCAAGUUGCCACGGCCGCGGCGGCCCAUGGGCUUGGGUCUCAAAUGUGA
Messenger RNA from Anthostomella pinea, 1398 nucleotides. The record is from the annotation of a GenBank genome assembly. Lineage: Eukaryota; Fungi; Ascomycota; Sordariomycetes; Xylariales; Xylariaceae.